Messenger RNA from Fusarium vanettenii 77-13-4, 1152 nucleotides. RefSeq lists its product as uncharacterized. The transcript is spliced from 2 exons. Lineage: Eukaryota; Fungi; Ascomycota; Sordariomycetes; Hypocreales; Nectriaceae. The record is from RefSeq and is a predicted model, not a curated record. Gene Ontology annotation, molecular function: GTP binding. Bases 1 to 1152 code for a protein of 383 amino acids.
AUGGCGGGAGAAACAAAGGACGUUUGGGUUGCUCUUAUGGGUGUUACUGGCUCUGGGAAAAGCACAUUUAUUUCCCAUUGCACUGGCCAGAAAGUCACUGUCGGAAAUGGCCUCCAAUCCUGUACACGCAAUGUAGAGGUCUUCAGCUUCACCUACCGAACCGGACUCACGGUUCAUUUGGUCGACACUCCAGGCUUUGACGACACAAACAGGCAAGAUGGUGCUGUCCUUGGAGAGAUCUCAGGAUGGCUCAGCAAGACCUACACGGAACAGAUCUACCUCAGCGGCAUCCUUUACUUUCACCGUAUCAGCGACAUCCGGAUGCAGGGCACGGGUAAAAUGAACAUGUGGCUACUCCGAAAGCUCUGUGGCCGUGGGGCGGUGAAUAAAGUCGUUCUUACUACCACCAUGUGGGAGCUGGUCGAGAAGAGCACGGCUGAGCAGAGGCUGAAAGAGUUGGAGGAGACGGAGGAGUUUUGGGGAUAUAUGAAGAAGAACGGGGCAGGAGUUCACCGACACUACAACAACAAAGAGUCGGCACUAAAUGUCCUCAGUCGGUUCGUGCCUCAGGAGCUGAAUGUCGAGCCCGAGGUUAUAAAGCUAGCUAUACAGACUGAGCUGGCUGACGAUCACAAAACCCUUGACCAAACCGGCGCAGGAAAGAUGCUCAACGCGGAAUGGGCUCAGGAGAAGGAGUCUCUCGAGAAUGAGCUUGUCCAAGUCCACGAAGCCAUCAAGACGGCGGCUCAGGAACGUGACAUGAACACAGCCAAGCUUCUACAAGAACAACAAGAGGAAAUGAAGAAAUCUGUCGAAAGGAUGCGAGUCGAGCAGGAGAAGCUCAGGGUCACGAUGGAGCAGUUGCAUGCUGAGCGACUAGCCAAGAUGAAGGAGAUGUUGGAGCAACAGAGAGACGCCACUGACUCUCUGAAUGCAGACUUGUGGGAGAAGGAGAGGCAACGACAACAAGAGCAGAAACGCCACGAGGAGGAGAGGCUCCGAAACAAGAAACUGGCAGCCGAACAGCAGAAGGCUAUCCGUGAUCUGACAGCGAAGCUAAGCCCUGCCCAAUCUCCCAGUGCUGCUGAGCCACCACCUUGGACUCCACCGGCACCUGAAGCACAUAAGCCAGCAGGAACAAGGUAUGCAUGA